UUUGUUCGCAUAGAUAGAUGUCAAAUAAUUAUCUAAAGGCUAAAACCUGUUUGUGAUGAGUGGGACUUGCCCAGUGUCCUGUGCAUAUUUUACUGAAUUUGACUGACGUAUUAAUCGUAUUAAUAUUUUUUACAGCCUGUCGUGGGGAAGAUUCAAAUUUUAGAUGAUUGUCAGUUAAUGUUAAUGUAUUAAUGAGAGUACACAUAAAUAUACGUUUACUUGUAGAUUACUCGUAAAUCAACAAUCUAACAACAGACUGGGGUGAAUAUUUAGAGUAGCUCCGUUUUCCAUUCGGACUGAAUAACAUGACGGAACACUUAUAGAAUUUCAGGGUUCUGGAAAGCUUUUUUUUACCAAGUAGGUCAGAUUUUAACAGCUAUAUGUCUAUAGUAAUACAACGUAAAACGUAUUUUCAGUUUGGUAUACGAGAGAUUAUAUUUAUUAAGGUAAAAUUUUCAGUGGUGUGUGUUUCACUGAUCGAGUCCGGAUGCACUUCUCUUUCGCAAGAGAAAUCCGUGUGACCUUAACUUUGGAACACAGAGUUGACUAAAGAAAGACAACCAAACCUGGAUUCAUUCCUGUGCCAUAAAGAAUACCCUUUCCUGCAAGAAAACUAGGGGGAUUACUUUUAUAGACAAUGGCUUUGGUCACAAACAGACUGCUGUGUAUUAAAAACAGUCGUGCAUACCUUAAAGCAAGCUUGUACCCUCUGUCCAAUGGGGCACGCCCUGAACAGGCACACAGCCGGAGCUAUCGCAGGCCUGGUGUGCCACCGGAAAACAUUCCUCCCUGGAAGAGAAUUAACUUAAACUUUGCCAAGGGUGUAGAGGGUGUGAAAAAGCACUUUGGCCUCCUGAAAAAAGAGAUGCUGGGUCGUUUCGAGGGACCAGAAGGGAGACCCUUAAAGGAGCACAUUCUGGAGCAGACGCGGGUGAUCUGGGAAUUCCGGGGCCCGGAAAGCCUGGCACAGUGGGUGGCAUCUUCAGACAGGGAGAUUGGAGGGAAGAGUGAGGCAUAUAUGAAAAUGGGUAGAAACAACCUUACCGCUCUGCUGUAUGGGAACCUCUGCACUGAGGUUCCCAGAGAUGGGGAGACAAGAUAUAGUGGGUACUGCUCACUACGAUCGAAACAGUUACUGGGUGCUUUUGAUCGUAAGAAGCACCAUGACUGGUCCAAUUUCAAUUCCCUCUACCUGCGUAUCCGAGGAGACGGGCGACCCUGGAUGAUCAACAUUGCAGCUGAAACAUAUUUCUCUCAUCAGAAGGACGACAUGUACAACUAUUUCCUGUUUACUCGGGGUGGACCCUACUGGCAAGAUGUAAAGAUUCCAUUUUCAAAGUUCUUUCUUUCCAGCCGUGGGAGAAUACAAGACAGCCAGCAUCCACUCUGGUUAGACAAGAUCAACACUAUUGGCUUUACCCUGGGUGACAAAGCUGAUGGGCCAUUUCAGCUGGAGAUUGACUUCAUUGCUGUGUGCAAUGACCGGGCACACACAGAGGAGUUUGCUUAUGAGAAGUACAAGAGGAAUCCCGAAGUCUAACUUUUCAUACUGGCUGCGCUUGGGGAAGAUAUGAAUGUAAAAGUAUUGAAAUAUACUUGAUAUGAACAGACCAGCUGCAAGUGUAUUGGUUUUCAGAACAGGUGCACUUGCAGAGGGGCAGAAUCUGAUACACUGAAGUAUAGUUAGAAGUGUUUAUAUAUUUACAAGAAAAUCUAUCUCUCUAUACACCUGUAUACUGUGAAUAUUUCAUUACCUUGGCUGAAUUUCAUAAAACCUGUGUAAACAGUAGUACAUCAACAUUAAAAGAAACUACUGUACUUGUGUCA
Messenger RNA from Acipenser ruthenus (sterlet), 1827 nucleotides. Its product is annotated as complex I intermediate-associated protein 30, mitochondrial-like. The coding region runs from base 638 to 1540 and encodes 300 amino acids. The record is from RefSeq and is a predicted model, not a curated record. Gene Ontology annotation, biological process: mitochondrial electron transport, NADH to ubiquinone; mitochondrial respiratory chain complex I assembly. NCBI's taxonomy places the organism in Eukaryota, Metazoa, Chordata, Actinopteri, Acipenseriformes, Acipenseridae. The transcript has 5 exons. Gene Ontology annotation, cellular component: mitochondrion.